AUGGACAUUAAGGCCAAUAAGACCUUGAACAGCUUCAUGUCUCUUCUGACACAUGAAGUUGCGACAUCCUCAAACUCCUCACCUGAAAAAUCUUUCAUUCUUAAAAUCCUCACUCAUUCGCCGACGACCAUCUCCCUCACUGCUUACGGCGGCUCCAUGCGUUUUCGACACCCUGCCACCGCCACCCACCGCCACUACCACCUCUGA
Molecule: messenger RNA, 207 nt
Organism: Sphenostylis stenocarpa
Lineage: Eukaryota; Viridiplantae; Streptophyta; Magnoliopsida; Fabales; Fabaceae
Source: the annotation of a GenBank genome assembly